UUGACCUCUUUUUUUGCCCGUAUGGUGAAAAUCGCAACUGCACAGCUAGCAGGGCUAGCAGAGCGCCUAUUUUGAGCCAUGGCGGUUGAAGAGCACGAGUCUGAGAUGCACGAAGAGGAGAUCACAGCGUGCUCAUUUGAGAACUGGUUCCACUUGUUCAAGCGAUCUACAUUCAAAAGUGAGAUCAUCCCCUUGCCAGAGGCGUUUGUGCGAUACUUGCUGGCCGACGGCAUUCAUGUCCCGAAUGAGCGCAGUGACGCGGUCAGUGACGGUUGGGGGUCUGGUGGGGAAUCGGACGACGACAACCCCGAUGCGACUUAUCACUUUCCGGAGCUGGAGGAGGAGGUGCGCGGUGCGAUCGGCCGGCUCAACGGGAAGGUGCUGCCAAAGCUGAACUGGAGUGCCCCGAAGGAUGCUCACUGGAUCCACGGCUCUCUGAAGUGCACCACGCCCUCGGAAGUUUUUACAUUGCUCAAGGCCUCAGACUUCAUCUCUCACGACCUUUGCCACGCCUUCGACCACUGUAAGUCCGCGCGCAGGCGGCCAGAGUCCUUCAGCUUGGUGUUGCGCAGGUGGCACUCGCUGCACGAGUCCAACGAGUUCCGGGCCUUCGUCCGGGACUCGAAGCUGGUUGCCGUGAGCCAGCGGCAUACAUCCACGUUCUUCGAGCAUCUAACGCGGCCAGAUGAGAGAGAAGCAAUCAUGAGCGCCAUUCAGCAAUUCUGCACUGAAGAGGUGUUGGGCCGCUUCUCAUUGCCGCGAUUUGCUUUUGA
This is a messenger RNA of Effrenium voratum, 773 nucleotides long. NCBI's taxonomy places the organism in Eukaryota, Dinophyceae, Suessiales, Symbiodiniaceae. The record is from the annotation of a GenBank genome assembly.